AUGUGCAAAACUAUUCCCCGAGGUAAAACUAAACACUAUCGAGUGUUACUAUUCCCCGAGGCAAGACUAAACAUUAUCGAGUGUUUUGUUAUUCCCCGAGGCAAGACUAAACACUAUCGAGUGUUUUGGUGUCCCCGAGGCAAAACUAAACACUAUCGAGUGUUUUGGUCUGAACAAUAUCACGAAUAUUAUGAUCAGAUAUGUGCAAAGAAAACUAUUCCCCGAGGCAAAUAUAAACACUAUCGAGUGUUUUGGUCUAGGCACCUUGAGGAAGCUGGGACGCCCUUCGCAACACUGCCGACUGGAAGAACGGAAGACGUAAUCGCAACACUGCUGAUCAGACUGAAAGAACGGAAGGCGUACAAGACUGGAGACGACAAUCAGCUGUACUGUGCAAAAUCCCCGGAGUCGGUUCUCACAUCUGCUUUAACUAUGAAAAAACUCGUUCCGCUUGUGAUAUUUCUCGCUGUUCUCAUCUCCAUUGUGAAAUCUUGUGGCAAUAAUAUGAACAAAACUUCAACUGAAGAGCCUACUACAGAGAGCCUUCCACUUUCCACUGAGGCCAGCGCUGAAGAGAAACCACCAGAGGAUGAAACGGAAGGAAAGAAGCCAGAGGAGAAUGGGGUGGAGAAGGGAAAGGGAGGGCAAAGGGCAAAGAGAAGAAUAAUCGAGUAA
Rodentolepis nana is the source of this 675-nucleotide messenger RNA. The record is from the annotation of a GenBank genome assembly. NCBI's taxonomy places the organism in Eukaryota, Metazoa, Platyhelminthes, Cestoda, Cyclophyllidea, Hymenolepididae.